AUGGGACUUCGUGUAGCUAUCAAGAGGAAAAUCAAAAUUUUAGAGGUACACGGGGACUCAGCAUUAGUCAUUUAUCAAAUUCGUGGAGAUUGGGAAGUGAGAGAUCCAAAAUUAGUCAAAUAUCACGAUCUCGUUGCAGAGCUGAUCAAGGAGUUCUAUAAAGUGACUUUUAACUACUUUCCACGAGAGGAGAACCAACUGGCUGAUGCCCUAGCCACCUUGGCCGAUGUUCAAGGCAAGCAGAGAGGCGAGAUAAUGCCCAUCCAAAUGAGUAUAUAUGAGACCCCCGCACACUGUUUUAGUAUUGAGGAGGAGUCAGAUGGACGACCAUGGUUCCAUGAUAUCUUGGAGUAUAUCAAGAAUCAAAGGUACCCCAAGCAAGCAAACGAGAAUGACAAAAGAACAAUCAGGAGAAUGGCGAUUGGAUUUGUUCUUGACGGGGAUAUUCUAUACAAAAGGGGAAAAGAUCAAGUGCUCCUAAGGUGCGUGGACGCUGUUGAAGCUAGAAAGAUACUUGAAGAGGUUCAUGAAGGAAUUUGUGGAACACAUGCCAGUGGUUUCACCAUGGCCAGGCAGAUUAUGAGACUUGGUUAUUAUUGGCUGACGAUGGAAAGGGAUUGCAUUGGGCCAAUUUCCCCGAAAGCUUCCAAUGAGCAUUGA
Messenger RNA from Gossypium raimondii (Peruvian cotton), 660 nucleotides. RefSeq lists its product as uncharacterized. NCBI's taxonomy places the organism in Eukaryota, Viridiplantae, Streptophyta, Magnoliopsida, Malvales, Malvaceae. The record is from RefSeq and is a predicted model, not a curated record. Gene Ontology annotation, molecular function: RNA-DNA hybrid ribonuclease activity; nucleic acid binding. The coding region runs from base 1 to 660 and encodes 219 amino acids. The transcript is spliced from 2 exons.